CCCCUGGCAGCCUCUUUUCUCAUCAUUGUCCUUCUAAUUUCUUGAAUUUCAGGUGUUUAUUUUUCAGGUUUCCUGAGAGCAUGGAUUGUGUGAGCCCAAUCUAUACUAUUGCCACUGAUCUGUUCGGUUGCACUGCCAAGCGUGCCUCCCAUAUCCGUGGUCUCCGAGAAAAUCUUGAAUGCUUGAGAGAGGAAAUGGAGCUACUGAACCUUCGAAGUGAAGAUGUAAAGACGAGAGUGGAACUUGGAAAGCAGCAACAGAUGACACCCAGAAGGGAAGUGGAAGGCUGGAUUCAGGACGUUGGUGAGGAGGAAAGUGAAGUGGCUGCAAUCCUCCGAGAAGGGGAUGGAGCACUAGAGAAGGAAUGUCUUGGAAGAUUUUGUAAUAUUCGGUCAAGCUACAACCUUGGAAAGAGAGUGAGUCGAAAAAUCAGCCGUGUGAGGGAACUAUCAAGCAGAGGAGAUUUUGAAGCUGUGGCAUACACGUUGCCUCGUGAUGUUGUGGAUGAAUUACCUCUUGUGCGUACCGUGGGCUUAGAUUCCUUGUAUGAGAAGGUGUGCAGCUUCCUCGCUCAAGAUUCAGUAGGAAUUGUCGGAUUAUAUGGAAAACGUGGAAUUGGAAAAACGACACUAAUGAAGAAAAUCAACAAUGCUCUCCUCGAAACAAGACACGACUUUGAUACAGUGAUUUGGGUUUCAGUGUCCAAGCAAGCAAGCGUGGGAGCUGCUCAAGACGUGAUUGGAAACAAAUUACAGAUCAUUGAUAGCAUGUGGCAAAAUAGAAGUCAGGAUGAAAAGGCUAUAGAAAUAUUCAAAAUCAUGAAAACAAAAAGGUUUUUGCUGUUGUUAGACAAUGUACAGAAACCACUUGAUCUCUCAGAGAUUGGAGUUCCUCCUCCUGAUGCUGGAAACAAGUCUAAAGUCAUAAUCGCAACUCGAUCAAUGAGAAUAUGCAGUGAGAUGGACGCUAAAAGGUGGUUGCCGGUAAAGCCUUUGGCAUGUGAAGAAGCCUGGACUUUGUUCAGCGAGCUCGUCGGAGAGGACACUCUAAAUUCUAGUCCCGGGAUACAACAGCUUGCCCACAGCACUUUGGAGAGAUGCCAAGGUUUGCCAUCUGCCAUCGUAAUGGCUGGACGAACAUUGGCUGGCUGCAAGAUUGUCAGGGAAUGGGAACACUUAACACAAGAGCUGGAGGACCUCAUAAAAGAAGAAAUUUCAGGGGAAGACAGGUUGCCUCGUGAUGUUGUGGAUGAAUUACCUCUUGGGCGUACCGUGGGCUUAGAUUCCUUGUAUGAGAAGGUGUGCAGCUUCCUCGCUCAAGAUUCAGUAGGAAUUGUCGGAUUAUAUGGAAAACGCGGAAUUGGAAAAACGACACUAAUGAAGAAAAUCAACAAUGCUCUCCUCGAAACAAGACACGACUUUGAUACAGUGAUUUGGGUUUCAGUGUCCAAGCAAGCAAGCGUGAGAGCUGCUCAAGACGUGAUUGGAAACAAAUUACAGAUCAUUGAUAGCAUGUGGCAAAAUAGAAGUCAGGAUGAAAAGGCUAUAGAAAUAUUCAAUAUCAUGAAAACAAAAAGGUUUUUGCUGUUGUUAGACAAUGUACAGAUACCACUUGAUCUCUCAGAGAUUGGAGUUCCUCCUCCUGGUGCUGGAAACAAGUCUAAAGUAAUAAUCGCAACUCGAUCAAUGAGAAUAUGCAGUGAGAUGGACGCUAAAAGGUGGUUGCCGGUAAAGCCUUUGGCAUGUGAAGAAGCCUGGACUUUGUUCAGCGAGCUCGUCGGAGAGGACACUCUAAAUUCUAGUCCCGGGAUACAACAGCUUGCCCACAGCACUUUGGAGAGAUGCCAAGGUUUGCCAUCUGCCAUCAUAAUGGCUGGACGAACAUUGGCUGGCUGCAAGAUUGUCAGGGAAUGGGAACGGUUAGCACAAGAGCUGGAGGACGUCAUAAAAGAAGAAAUUUCAGGGGAAGACAGGUUGCCUCAUGCUGUUGUAGAUGAAAUGCCUCUUGGGCAUACUGUGGGCUUAGAUUCGUUGUAUGAGAGAGUUUGCCGCUGCCUUACUGGAUAUCAAGCAGGAAUUAUUGCAUUAUACGGAACAGGAGGUGUUGGAAAAACAACACUAAUGAGGAAAAUCAACAACGAGUUCCUCAAAACAAGUCACCAAUUUGAUACAGUGAUUUGGGUUACUCUCCCCAAGCAAGCAAGUGUGAAAGCUGCUCAAGAGGUGAUUCGAAAUAAAUUACAAAUCCCAGAUAGCAUGUGGCAGGGUAGAACAGAGGAUGAAAGGGCUACAGAAAUAUUCAACAUCAUGAAAACAAGAAGGUUUGUGCUACUUUUAGAUGAUGUAUGGCAACGACUUGAUCUCUCAAAAAUAGGAGUUCCUCUUCCAGAAAUUCGAAACCGGUCCCAAGUAAUAAUCACAACUCGAAUUCAGGAAAUAUGCAAUGAAAUGGAAGUUCAAAGGAUAUUUAGGGUAGAGUGUUUGGCACAGGAAGAAGCCUUGGCUUUGUUCCUGGAGAAAGUCGGAGAGAACACUCUAAAUUCUCACCCUGAUAUAUCACGGCUUUCUAAAAAGAUGGCAGAGCAGUGCAAAGGCUUGCCACUUGCCCUUAUUACUGUUGGAAGAGCAAUGGCUCAUAAGAAUUCUCCCCAUGAAUGGGAUCAAGCAAUCCAAGAACUGGAGAAAUUCCCAGUGGAAAUUUCAGGUAUGGAGGAUGAGUUAUAUCAUGUUUUGAAAUUAAGUUAUGAUAGCUUAAGAGAUGAUAUCACCAAAUCUUGUUUCAGAUACUGUUCUUUUUUUCCUAAGGAAUAUGAAAUUAGAAAAGACGAGCUUAUAGAACAUUGGAUUGGGGAAGGGUUUUUUGAUGGUAAGGACAUAUAUGAAGCACGAAGACAAGGACACAAAAUCAUUGAAGACCUAAAGAAUGCAUGCUUGUUAGAGGAGGGUGAUGGAUUUAAAGAAUGUAUCAAGAUGCACGAUGUGAUACAUGACAUGGCUCUAUGGAUAGGUCAAGAAUGUGGAAAAAAGAUGAACAAGAUUUUGGUGCGUGAAUCUCUUGGGCAUGUUGAGGCUGAGAGGGUUACCAGCUGGAAGGAGGCAGAAAGGAUAUCAUUGUGGGGAUGGAAUAUUGAGAAACUGCCAGGAACGCCACAUUGCUCUAAUCUCCAGACUCUCUUUGUGAGGGAGUGUAUCCGACUGAGGACAUUUCCAAGAGGAUUCUUCCAAUUCAUGCCUCUCAUAAGGGUUCUAGAUUUGUCAGCUACACAUUGUUUAAUGAACUUACCUGUUGGCAUUGAUAGAUUGAUGAACUUGGAAUACAUUAAUCUUUCAAUGACAAAGAUAAGAGAGUUGCCGAUUGGGAUCAAGAAGUUGACAAAACUGAGGUGCUUGUUACUUGAUGGUGUGCCUCCAUUUGUAAUUCCUCCACAUGUGAUAUCAAGUCUGUCAUCAUUGCAGUUGUUUAGCAUGUAUGAUGGAAAUGCUUUAUCUUCAGACCAUGAACACUUGUUGGAGGAAUUGGAGUCCAUAGAAUCUAUGGAUGAGAUAUCUCUCUCAUUCUGUAGUGAUGUAGCUCUCAAUAAAUUACAGAGCUCUGACAAGCUACUAAGGCGCAUAAGAAGAUUAAGUCUACAUGACUGCAAAAAUUUACUACUCCUCAUGCUAUCCACAAAAUUUCUGAGCUAUUUGGAGACUUUUGUCAUAUUCAAUGGUCGUCAAUUGGAAGGAAUUUAUAGACCUGUGGAAUUUGAAGACAACCAACACUUCCACAGGCUUCGACAUGUAAAGAUUUGGAGUUGUCCAGAAUUGCGGCACUUGGGAUGGCUUAUUUAUGCUGUACACCUUGAGUCGCUUAAUGUUCAAUUCUGUGAAUCCAUGGCAGUAGUGAUAUCAGCCGUUGACAUUGCAAAUUGCCAGCACGCCAGCCCAUUCACAAGACUCGCAUCUCUAGUAUUAGGUGGCAUGCCAGAGCUGGACGUCAUCUGUCCGUGGGCAGUAGACUUGCCUUCAUUGGAAGUGAUCUCUGUGAUCAAUUGCCCGAAGCUAAGGAGGCUCCCAUUCAAUUCAAAUAGUGCCACCAAGAGCUUAAAGAAAAUUGAAGGAGAUCUGACCUGGUGGGAAAGCUUGGAAUGGGAGGAUGGAUCUACGAAGGAGAUUUUCGCCAAUUAUUUUUCUCCACAAUACUUGGCCGAUCCAAUUCAUCACUCAGGGGAAGCGAAGGGAAAGAAGAUACUGGUGGUAGAAGGUUCAACAUCAAGGACAACCACCUAAACACAGCUUGUGGAUGGCAUACAGAAGUUGGAACUGAUGAGGGAACAGGCUGUAUUGUUAUUUUUGCAGGAUGAGUGUCUGAAGACUGAUGCAACAAAGCAAUUGGCACAUGGUUUGGUACAGAUUGCUGUGUGGGAGAUGUGAUCCAUUCUUGUAUCAUUUACUGUUUGCAUGUGUGUGACUGAUUUAUUUUUAGGUUGCUCAAAGCAUUUUUGGUUUGAUAUUAUGCCCUAAGAUUGGUGUGUCUUGCCUAUGAAAUUUGUAUUUUUAUUCAAAGUGUGUGCUUUCAACU
This is a messenger RNA of Vitis riparia (riverbank grape), 4560 nucleotides long. RefSeq names its product disease resistance protein RFL1-like. The transcript has 6 exons. The record is from RefSeq and is a predicted model, not a curated record. Gene Ontology annotation, molecular function: ATP hydrolysis activity; ADP binding. The coding region runs from base 81 to 4268 and encodes 1395 amino acids. Lineage: Eukaryota; Viridiplantae; Streptophyta; Magnoliopsida; Vitales; Vitaceae.